AUGGCUCUCAAGCGCAUUAACAAGGAACUCACUGACCUCGGCCGGGACCCGCCCUCUUCCUGCUCCGCUGGUCCUGUCGGCGAUGACCUGUUCCACUGGCAAGCAACGAUCAUGGGUCCUGGUGACUCCCCAUACUCAGGCGGUGUCUUCUUCCUGUCCAUUCACUUCCCUACCGACUACCCCUUCAAGCCUCCCAAGGUCAACUUCACCACUCGCAUCUACCACCCCAACAUCAACUCGAACGGCAGCAUCUGUCUGGACAUCCUGAGGGACCAAUGGAGCCCCGCACUCACCAUUUCCAAGGUGUUGCUCUCCAUCUGCUCGAUGCUCACAGACCCCAACCCGGAUGACCCUCUCGUCCCCGAAAUCGCGCACGUCUAUAAGACCGACCGCCAACGAUACGAGGCGACAGCUCGCGAAUGGACCCGCAAGUACGCUAUUUGA
Molecule: messenger RNA, 444 nt
Organism: Penicillium arizonense
Lineage: Eukaryota; Fungi; Ascomycota; Eurotiomycetes; Eurotiales; Aspergillaceae
Product: putative ubiquitin conjugating enzyme (UbcD)
Exons: 5
Coding region: 1-444 (147 amino acids)
Biological process (GO): protein polyubiquitination; ubiquitin-dependent protein catabolic process
Cellular component (GO): nucleus
Molecular function (GO): ubiquitin conjugating enzyme activity
Source: RefSeq, a predicted model, not a curated record